Stereum hirsutum FP-91666 SS1 is the source of this 846-nucleotide messenger RNA. RefSeq lists its product as uncharacterized. Bases 1 to 846 code for a protein of 281 amino acids. NCBI's taxonomy places the organism in Eukaryota, Fungi, Basidiomycota, Agaricomycetes, Russulales, Stereaceae. The transcript is spliced from 4 exons. The record is from RefSeq and is a predicted model, not a curated record.
AUGGCCCCACAUCCCUACCACCUUCGUUCACCCUCCCGAUCAUCCAAGAAACUGCACUCAGCACCCUCUUCCUCUAUCCCCACACGCCGACGUCGCUCUGUCAGGAGUUCUUCUUCCAUACCUUCGAACAUGGUCGACACUAUAGACUGGAGCAGGUUUGGCCAGGGCCCCCGUGCCCCUUUCGCCCAGAUAAGCGUCCCUGCGACCAACAAGGAAGUCUCCGACCUCGAUGUCGCCACGCAAAUAAUCCAGCACACAAUGCGCGGGAAGACCACGAUCAGUGGUGAAGAUUACGCACAACAUGCAACAGUGGUCGACGAGGCGUUCGCGGCGGGGCUCUCCAGAAUUCGUCCAGAAGUACGCUCAGCUCAGAUCAUCGACCCCGCUAUCCAAGCUCUCCGCAACGAGCUGAGAGCGGCGGCCUCAGAGGCCGUUGCUGCUGGCUUGGCAGAGAUUAAAGGCGAAAUACAGCAGGUGAAAGCCGAAUUACGGGACGUCAAGGGCGAGUUGCGGCAGAUAAAAGGUGGGCUGGGAGAGGUCAAGGAUGAGCUUCAAGCGGUCAAGAAGUCACAGAUCAACAUUGGCUUAGGCCUUCGCACCCUGGCACAGGAGUCGAACAGGCGUUCGGGCGAUGGAUCAAUAUAUCCUUACUGCACAGUACCCUCCAAGGACGGCAAGUUCCCGGAGGACGUCGGACUCGUCGACAUAAGGAAUCUGCAACAACUCCUGGACUUGGACACUGCCACCCUCAAAAAAUAUCUCGAGUUCCACGGUCACCCUUCUGCUCAAAGGCACCGUGCCUUGGCCAAGGACAUUGGUGUCGAGAAGGCGCUGUUGCCGCUGUGA